GAUAUGGCAAGAGAGAAAAUUCACAUCAACCUCGUCAUCAUCGGUCAUGUGGACAGCGGCAAGUCGACCACCACGGGCCACCUCGUCUAUAAGUGUGGUGGAGUUGACCCAAGAACCCUCGAGAAGUACGAGAAGGCUGCGUCGCAGAUGGGCAAGAGUUCCUUCAAGUAUGCAUGGAUUCUUGACAAACUCAAAGCGGAAAGGGAGCGUGGCAUAACAAUCGACAUUUCCUUGCUAAAAUUCAACACUCAGAAGUACGUAAUAACGAUAAUCGAUGCACCAGGGCACCGUGACUUCAUUAAGAACAUGAUCACGGGAACGUCACAGGCCGAUGCUGCUCUCCUGGUUGUAUCUGCAGCGAAGGGGGAGUUUGAGGCUGGUAUAUCUCGCAGUGGGCAGACGAGGGAGCAUGCCUUGCUAGCUUACACCCUUGGGGUUAAGCAGCUUGUUGUGUGCGUCAACAAAAUGGACCUGACAGAACCACCUUUCAGCCAAAACCGGUUUGAGGAGGUAAUGAAGAAUGUUACGGUCUUUAUCAAGAAGAUUGGUUAUGACCAAACCUCAGUGCCUUUUGUUCCUGUGUCUGGUUGGGGAGGCGAGAACAUGCUUGCACCGUCACAGAAGAUGUCUUGGUUCAAAGGAUGGAAAAUCAAAAGGAAGGAUGGCUUUUCAAGUGGCAAGACACUGUUGGAGGUGCUGGACUCUCUCUACCCUCCAGUGCGCACUGCUAACAAACCCCUUCGUCUACCCCUGCAGGAUGUCUACAAAAUUGGUGGAGUUGGGACUGUUCCUGUGGGCAAGAUAGAAACUGGGAUCCUGAAGCCUGGAAUGAUUCUGACCUUCUCACCAGCAAAGCUGACUGCAGAGGUCAAAUCAAUUGAGAUGCAUCACCAGGGGCUUCAGACAGCCCUGCCGGGCCACAAUGUAGGCUUCAAUAUAAAAAAUGUGGCUGUGAAGAACCUUAGGCGCGGAGAUGUUGCUGGAAAUGCCCAACAGGACCCACCAUCUGAUGUUAGUAGCUUUACUGCUCAGGUAAUAAUUCUGAAUCACCCUGGCAAAAUCAAGAGUGGCUACUCGCCUGUGCUGGACUGCCAUACCACCCACGUGACAUGCCGCUUUGCGGAGCUGCAGGAGAAACUUGACCGUCGUACAGGGAAGAAGCUGGAAGACCUGCCCCAGUAUCUGGUGUCAGGAGAUGCUGCCACAGUGAAACUCGUCCCCAUCAAACCCCUGUGUGUGGAGAGUUUCUUCAACUAUCCUCCUUUAGGGCGGUUUAGUGCAAGGGACCUGAAGCAGACAGUUGCUGUGGGGGUGAUCAAAUCGGUGGAAAAGGUGGAGCAGACCAAGAAAACUAUGCAGAAAGCUCAAGUAUCAAAAUGAGUUGAUCAUUUAACCCUUUUAUGGUGUUGCUUUUGUUUACCAGCAGUCUGCUAUGUGAACCUUAAAUCUGUUUGGUUUAGUUU
This is a messenger RNA of Electrophorus electricus (electric eel), 1463 nucleotides long. It is a transcript of the gene eef1a1l3, whose product is annotated as eukaryotic translation elongation factor 1 alpha 1, like 3. Gene Ontology annotation, molecular function: translation elongation factor activity; GTP binding; GTPase activity. Lineage: Eukaryota; Metazoa; Chordata; Actinopteri; Gymnotiformes; Gymnotidae. Gene Ontology annotation, biological process: translational elongation. The record is from RefSeq and is a predicted model, not a curated record.